GAUAUAAUAUAAAUAGGCUGGUUUAGGAGUCGGGCGUCGGUUGAACAUAUGAAUCCAAUGAUUCCCAUAUGUCCAGUUGUCUCCUUCACCUAUGUGCCCAGCCGGCUUGGUGAAGAUGCCAAAAUGGCUACCGGCAAUUACUUUGGAUUUACCCAUGGCGCUGCCGCACAAUACAGUCAGCAGCCAGCUGCCGGUGUAGCCUACACACACCCCACCACAGUGGCCAGCUACACAGUUCACCAAGCACCUGUGGCAGCACACACAGUGGCAGCAGCCUAUGCUCCCACUGCAGCUACAGUUGCAGUAGCGAGGCCUGCUCCUGUUGCUGUAGCAGCUGCUACUGCUGCAGCAUAUGGAGGGUACCAGCCAACCCACUCUGCAACCGACUAUGGAUACCCUCAGCGCCAGCCUGAAGUCCCCCCACCACCACCACCGGUCACUUCACAGAAUUACCAGGACACCUACUCGUAUGUCCGAUCUACAGCUACAGCUGUAACUUAUGACAGCAAACAGUACUAUCAGCAGCCCAGUGCUACAGCUGCUGUUGCUGCUGCACAGCCACAGCCCAGUGUGGCAGACUCGUACUACCAAACAGCACCCAAAUCAGGAUACAGCCAGGGGGUCACAUCAUACACCCAAACCCAGCAGAGUCGACAAGUAACUGUGAUAAAACCAGCUGCUCCCAGUCCCGCUACAUCCACCUUCUCCAUCUACCCAGUGACGUCCACAGUUCAGCCUGUGGCGGCUGCUCCCUCUGUCGUCCCCUCAUACUCCCAGAGCCCAACCUACAGCACUAAUGCUGUUACCUACUCCGGAACUUCAUAUUCUGGAUAUGAAGCUGCGGUUUACUCUGCUGCCUCCAGUUACUACCAACAGCAGCAGCAGCAGCAGAAACAGGCAGUGGCAGCUGUCGCAGCAACGGCAGCGUGGACGGGUAACACUUUCACCAAAAAAACUCCUUUUCAGAGUAAGCAGCUGCGGCCAAAGCAGCCACCUAAACCCCCACAGAUCCACUACUGUGACGUCUGUAAGAUCAGCUGUGCAGGCCCACAGACAUAUAAGGAGCAUCUGGAGGGCCAGAAGCAUAAGAAGAAGGAAGCAGCCCUGAAGGUUUCCCAGAGCAGCAGCAGCAGCAGCGGUAUUGCUGGGGGAGCAUUGGCCCGCAGUGCUCAAAACCAGCUCCGAUGUGAACUUUGUGAUGUUUCCUGUACUGGGGCUGAUGCGUAUGCUGCCCAUAUCCGUGGAGCCAAGCACCAAAAGGUUGUGAAGCUUCAUACUAAACUUGGCAAACCCAUUCCCUCGACUGAGCCCAGCAUGGUGACUCAGACACUGUCCUCCACUACAACUGCCUCCAGCAAGACCACCAGUUCCACCCUCAGCACCACCAGCACCACUACCUCUCUGUGUUUGGCUGGAUCCUCUUCCUCUGGAACCUCCAGCUCUCCCUACUUGAAACCAGUCAACAUCGUCAGCAGUGGCGUGUCGAGUGUCAAGAGCCCGUUAACCAACAGCCUUUCUGCUGCUGCUUCUGCUGCAGCUGGGAAAAAGGUCAACACACCCAAGAUCAACUUUGUCGGUGGAAAUAAAUUGCAGACAACAGCCAAGCUCGAUGAAGUAAAAGGAGAUGUUCCGAAGCCUGCCGCCUCCUCUUCAGGUGCUCAGGAUUCCAAGACAGAAAUAUCAGAGACUCUGUCCACCUCAGCCCUCGCUGCGUUACAGAGUGACGUCCAGCCCGUUGGCCAUGACUAUGUUGAGGAGGUACGAAAUGAUGAAGGAAAGGUCAUCCGCUUUCAUUGCAAGCUGUGCGAAUGUAGUUUCAAUGAUCCAAAUGCAAAGGAAAUGCAUCUAAAAGGUCGGAGGCAUCGCCUGCAGUACAAGAAAAAGGUGAACCCAGAUUUGCAGGUGGAGGUGAAACCCAGCAUUCGGGCCCGAAAGAUUCAAGAGGAGAAAAUGAGAAAGCAGAUGCAGAAAGAAGAGUACUGGAGGAGAAGAGAAGAGGAGGAGCGCUGGAGGAUGGAAAUGCGGCGCUAUGAAGAGGACAUGUACUGGAGACGAAUGGAGGAGGAACAGCAUCAUUGGGAUGAGCGACGGCGUCUACCAGACGGAGCCUAUCAGGGGGGACCCCCUGGUCCCCCUGGCCCUCCUGGUCUACUUGGGGUUCGUCCUGGAAUGCCAGGCCCACAGCCUCAGGGUCUUGUGCCCCAACGUCGACCUGAUUCUUCAGACGACCGCUAUGUGAUGACCAAACAUGCGGCCAUCUACCCUUCAGAAGAUGAGCUUCAGUCCAUCCAGAAGAUUGUGUCAAUCACAGAACGUGCCCUGAAAUUGGUCUCAGACAUAAUUACAGACCAGGACAAGCCUAAGGAUGAAGAAAAAGAGAAGAAAGACCCUCUUAAAGAUAGAGCCCUGAAAGGAGUGAUGAGGGUGGGGGUCCUCGCCAAAGGAUUGCUUCUUCGUGGGGACAAGAAUGUCAACUUGGUUCUGCUCUGCUCUGAGAAGCCCACCAAGGGUCUUCUCACCCGCAUUGUGGAGCACCUCCCUAAACAACUAACAAUGGUAACACCUGAAAAAUAUGAGGUGAAGGGAUCUAUCCAGGAAGCAGCCAUCAUUCUCACAUCCUGUUCCGAGCCAAAGAUGCAAGUGACAAUCACGUUGACGUCACCUGUUAUCAGAGAGGAAAAUGGCCGGGAUGGAGAUGUAACCUCGGGUAUGGUGAAAGAUCCAGCGGACGUCUUGGACAGACAAAUAUGCCUUGACGCUCUGGCUGCUCUGCGCCACGCUAAGUGGUUCCAGGCUAGAGCCAACGGACUACAAUCCUGUGUGAUUAUCAUCCGAAUCCUGCGAGACCUCUGUCAGAGAGUCCCCACGUGGUCAGCUUUCCCAGGAUGGGCCAUGGAGUUGCUGGUUGAGAAGGCCAUCAGCAGCGCUUCUGCGCCGCUCAGUCCAGGUGACGCUCUGAGACGAGUCUUUGAAUGUAUCUCCUCUGGGAUUUUACUCCCUGGUGGACCAGGCCUGGUGGACCCGUGUGAAAAGAAUCCUGUGGAUACUCUUACAACGAUGGGAGAACAACAGAGAGAAGACAUUACCUCAAGUGCCCAGUUUGCUUUGAGGCUGCUGGCGUUUCGUCAGAUCCAUAAAGUUUUGGGUAUGGACCCUCUGCCACAGAUAAACCCUCGCUUCAACAUCCGGAACAGCCGUAAGCGUCGCCGCGACAACAGUGACGGUACAGACAGCUUUGAGGGCGAAGGCAAAAAGGACAAAAAGGAUUAUGAUAGUUUCUAAGCUUAUCCAUUUUCAAGUAAUCUAUGUAUAUAAAUGUACUAACAUGUUACACUUAAGAACUUCUUAAACAUUUGGUUUGCGCUGUCUCCCAUGUGCUGGCUAAAAUCCAGUAGGUUUUUUUUUUUUUUAAACUUUUGUUGUAUUUUUAUUUGAUUAUUGGUUCAAGCUAUAGAUGCACCAGUGUAAUUGCAUCCUCACAUAUACUACAGAAACAAAUGUAAGUUUGCAUAGUGUAUAUUUCUCCGUUCAGACCUUACUCUGUACUAGAUGAAGCAGUUUUUAAAUGUGCAACUGUGCUUCUUAAGGAGAACUGUCUCGUAGUGGUUGACGCCCUGAAGAGCACUGGAGCUGGUGUUUGUCCUUUGCCUACGAUUACAGCAAAACACAUGUGCAUCACUCAAGUUUCAGGGCCAUUUCACCUCUGACUGCUGUCCCUUAACACCGGACUAAAAAAAAAAAAAAAAAAAUCAUGCUUUUUUUUUUUUUUUUUAACUUAAUCUCUGCAUAUAUACAGAGAUAAGUUGCUGGGAAAGGUCGGGGACCAUACUGUAGGAUCAAAAUUUUGAAACCAGACUCGUUCAUUUUUUCCGUACUCUGGAUCAGAAGGAAAAGCAAAGAUAACUGUCAUUGCCUUUACUCAUCUUUCUAGUUGCAUUAGUAAGUGGUUUGUUGUUGUAACCAUUGUGAAGCAUUGAUUUGGUCCAUUUUAUUUUCAAAAUUCUUUCGAUUCUAACACACCCUAUGCUUAAUGCAAGUGUUGUUUAAUGCUGUGGUAUUGUUCCGUCUCAUGCUUAGAUCUCAUGAGGUCUGUGCUAGUAGUAAAGUUGUCAGCCCUAACUGAUGUUUUAUGUCUCUGUCUAACCCCAAUCUCUUUUGUUUUCAUCUAUGAAAAUAUUUAUAUAAUCUUUAAAUGGAUAAAGGCUGUUGGUUUGUGGAAAAGCAUGGCCAUUUUGAGUGUACUGUUUUGGCUUUUAGGUUUUUUUUUUGUUUUUUUUAAAUGGUUAAUAGGAAACUUAAACGGAUUGCUUGUCUUUAGGUUGACACUUUAUUGAGUUCCUUAAUGAGAGGGGAAAAAUCUGGACUGGGAAUCAACAGGGCAAUAACGUAAUUUCCCUUCAGUGUUGGUCCGGUUGUAUAUGUUUGCCGGGCUGUGCAUUCUGCCUCCAUUUCUUGUAGCAGAAUAAACAUUGACAGAUUGAAAAA
This is a messenger RNA of Sphaeramia orbicularis (orbiculate cardinalfish), 4485 nucleotides long. RefSeq names its product zinc finger RNA binding protein (gene zfr). Bases 49 to 3282 code for a protein of 1077 amino acids. Gene Ontology annotation, cellular component: precatalytic spliceosome. The record is from RefSeq and is a predicted model, not a curated record. The transcript is spliced from 20 exons. Gene Ontology annotation, molecular function: zinc ion binding; double-stranded RNA binding; single-stranded RNA binding. NCBI's taxonomy places the organism in Eukaryota, Metazoa, Chordata, Actinopteri, Kurtiformes, Apogonidae.